This is a messenger RNA of Fusarium poae, 2067 nucleotides long. RefSeq lists its product as uncharacterized. The transcript has a single exon. Lineage: Eukaryota; Fungi; Ascomycota; Sordariomycetes; Hypocreales; Nectriaceae. The record is from RefSeq and is a predicted model, not a curated record. Bases 1 to 2067 code for a protein of 688 amino acids.
AUGUUCUCCCUUCGAACUGUCGCCGCCGGUGUGACUCUCGCCCUGGCUGGCGUUGCACAGGCAUGGCACACCGAAUACCCGCCUUGUCUCGAUCCUUUUCAGCCCUACGUCGCUGCAGGAUGCUUCCAGGAUGGCGUUCAGGGCAGCAACGCUGGUGCGCUCAUCUACCGCUCUGGUCAGAACCAGUACAACAUGACUGUUGAGAAGUGUGUCGCCGAGUGCAAGGGCAACGGCUUCCGCUAUGCUGGCCUAAAGUACUACGGUGUCUGCUACUGCGGCUCAACUGUCGGCGGCGCCCAGCUCGCUGAUGAUCAGUGCACUUAUCCUUGCACUGGUGAUAACACUGAGACAUGCGGCAGUGACAAUGCCCUCAACAUCUGGCAGGAUCCUACUUUCAAGACUACCAACCUUGGCGGCGUUGUCACCAACCUUCCUGGGACCGUCCAGUCCAUCGUCGGUUACAAGCCUAACGGCUGCUACACUGACAACUCCGCCAAGGGUCGUGCUUUAACCUGGCCUAUGGAUGUCGAUAGCUCUACAAUGACUCCAACAACCUGCCUGACCGCUUGUGCUGACCAGGGCUUCCCUCUUGCUGGUCUUGAGUACGGUGGCGAGUGCUACUGUGGUAAUGUUUUGGCCAACGAUACUGUCAAGGCUGAUGUUGGUGACUGCAAUGUCCCUUGCAAUGGUGACAAGACCUUACUCUGUGGUGGACCCAGCCGUCUGAGUGUCUAUAUCUCCAACGAUUUGCUGUCCCUCCAACCUUGUGGUUAUACCCCUGGUAGCUCUUCUUCUUCCUCUUCUUCUUCCACUCAGUCUUCGACCUCGACCACUUCUGCCUCCACAUCUAGCUCCAGCUCUACCAGCUCCAGCUCUACCAGCUCCAGCUCUACCAGCUCCAGCUCUACCAGCUCCAGCUCUACCAGCUCCAGCUCUACCAGCUCCAGCUCCUCCAGCUCUACCACAACCUUGAGCACUGUUACCAGCACUACCACGAACAACGGGCCUUACCCUCCUCCCUCAAGCACCAGCAAAGGACCUGGCUCUUCCUCAAGCACCACCAAUGGUCCCAACCCUCCUUCAAGCACCACCAAUGGUCCCAACCCUCCUUCAAGCACCACCAAUGGUCCUAACCCUCCUUCUGGAAGUACUGCUACUACUACCUCCUGCACCACCACUACCGGUCCUGCUAUGUGUACUUCUACUGUCGUUGUUCCUAACACCUGCGAGUACAAGUGCGGUAACUGGUGUGCCCCCUCUGUUCCCGAUUUUCAAGACCAGAACAGCUGCCAGACUGCCUACAACAACUGCGCUAAGAACAUUGCCUCAUGCUUCCAGAACGCCGGCUGGCCUGGAGUUCUCAACUGUUUCGAUUUCUCCAAGUGGUGUGAUGGUGUCCAGGGUUACUGCGCUUCUACUUGCACUCGUGGUCGCACCUGCAGCAAAGCUGGCUGCUUCAAUAACAACGCUCCCUCUGGUGGCAACAAUGUCAAGACCACUACCAGUGUCUACCCUUGUGCUGCCACUAGUACUUCCACCACUGCUUCUUCUGCUUCUACAUCUUGCGCUCCCCAGCCCACCAACAUUUGCUCGCAGCCCAGCUCUCGCAUCUGGGGUUACGGUCCCGGCAACCCUGUCGGCGGUAUUGAACUUCCUCUCGUUGCCUGCAACGACUUGAAGAAUGACUUUUCCCAGAACCCAUUCAAGCUGUACACCGAUACAAACUCCAACUCUUGCUCUUCUUACUCCCGCAACCAGCAAUCCAGCGCCUGUGCCGAUGCCUGCAAGACCCAGUACAACUCUUGUGUCAAUACCUAUGUUCAGAGCUGCAAGAAGCUCAAUACCCGCAGCGAAGGUAACAACUACUUUGACAAGCGCUCGCACUCCCAUUUCCACAAGCGUGCCCUUGAGAAGUCCGGCAUUGAGCCCCGCUUCUUCAACCUUUUCGGCAAUGUUCAGUGGCAGACUGCUCAGACCAAGUGUGGCAUCCAGUACACCGACUGCCUUCUUGAGAACAAAAACGUCUACUACAGCAACCGUUGCCAGACCUUUGGCACUGGUGUCUAA